Molecule: messenger RNA, 2333 nt
Organism: Larimichthys crocea (large yellow croaker)
Lineage: Eukaryota; Metazoa; Chordata; Actinopteri; Sciaenidae
Gene: nfyal
Product: nuclear transcription factor Y, alpha, like
Exons: 10
Coding region: 327-1397 (356 amino acids)
Biological process (GO): regulation of DNA-templated transcription
Cellular component (GO): CCAAT-binding factor complex
Molecular function (GO): DNA-binding transcription factor activity; DNA binding
Source: RefSeq, a predicted model, not a curated record
GAUUGAAGGCAUUGGUAGUUGUCAGCACGGAUUGGUUUGCUACGGACCAACCAAAUUACUAACCCUGCUUAAAUGCAAAAAAAAGAGUCGGAUAGCAGUUUGAUUUCGACCGCUUCGUCCCCGAGCCUGUCUGGGCUGUGGAUAACAGCUUGUUCCCGGCGUUAGAAACAUGAUCUGUGGUGGUCGACAAGCCCCAGCUAGCGUCAGCUAGGUAGCUAAAAUAUUGAAUCUCGAACAAAGGGAUGGUUGAUAAAGCCAGCGUCCCCCUCUCUCACCAGUGAAGGUUACCCAGUAAAUAAAAGAGAGGACCGUGACAAUAACAAGCCAUGGAGCAGUACACCACUGCCACCACUACUACAGGGGAGCAGAUAGUUGUGCAGACUGCCAAUGGACAGAUCUCACAGCAGACACAGGGCACAGUGACGGCUGUGCAGCUGCAAACAGAGGCGCCAGUGGUGACGGCCUCAGGCCAGCAGGUGCAGACACUCCAGGUAGUCCAAGGACAGCCUUUGAUGGUCCAAGUGAGCGGUGGGCAGCUUAUCACAUCAUCAGGGCAACCCAUAAUGGUGCAGGCCAUGUCGGGGGGUCAGGGUCAAACCAUAAUGCAGGUCCCUGUAUCUGGAGCCCAAGGACUACAGCAGAUCCAGCUGGUGCAGCCAGGUCAGAUCCAGCUGCAGGGUGGUCAGACUCUUCAGCUCCAGGGCCAGCAGGGUCAGCCCCAGCAGAUCAUCAUACAGCAGCCCCAGACGGCUAUCACAGCUGGACAGAACCAGGGGCAGCAGAUCAGCGUGCAGGGCCAACAGGUGGCACAGACGGCUGAUGGACAGACCAUCGUCUACCAGCCUGUCAAUGCAGAUGGUACCGUCCUGCAGCAGGGAAUGAUCACAAUCCCAGCUGCCAGCUUGGCAGGCGCCCAGAUUGUACAGGCAGGGGGUGCCAACACCAACACUACCAACAGCGGCCAAGGCACUGUGACCGUCACCCUGCCCGUCUCUGGUAACAUGGUCAAUGCAGGUGGAAUGGUCAUGGUAAGACCCUGUGCAGAGAUGGUGCCCGGAGGUGGUGCAGUUCCCACCAUGCAGCGUAUCCCUCUGCCAGGGGCUGAGAUGCUCGAGGAGGAACCUCUGUAUGUCAAUGCCAAACAGUACCAUCGCAUCCUCAAGAGAAGACAAGCCCGGGCUAAGCUGGAGGCUGAGGGCAAGAUCCCCAAAGAAAGGAGGAAAUAUCUACACGAGUCUCGCCACCGUCACGCUAUGCAGCGUAAGCGAGGAGAUGGAGGACGUUUCUUUUCACCAAAGGACAAAGAGGAAAUGGCUUUGGCCCUGGCGCAGCAGCAGCAGGAAGCAGCCCAGGCAGCAGCAGAUGAGACGGUGGCUCAGAUGAUCCGAGUCUCGUAGCACUGUCGUCAACGUCGUCACUUCUGCCUGUGAACUCUACCCUGCCUGAGACUCUUCAUCCCAGCUAACCCAUCUGCCGCACCUUCUCCUCUUGCUCCCUCUUUCCCCACCCAUCAUUCACCAGGCCACCACAGCACUGCCACUGGGUUUCUUCUGUCAUCUCUCCACUCCUACUCUGGGCUUCCAGGGAGCUGGCUAUGUGGCUGCUGAGCCUGUGGACUGUUCUAGUCUUCUUCUUUUAAAAUGGAGGAUGCUUCCAUGUUCAGCUUAACUGGUCAAGCACUUAGGACCAGUGUUUUAUUUUUUUAAGGAUUUUGUUUGGACAUUAAUGAAACAUGGGUAUCCAGUGCUAGUCAUACAAUGUAAAUGUGUCUCUGUCAGAGGCUGGUCUGUUAAAAAGAUGCGAUUUCUGUCACUAGCGGAUUCUUGUUGCUUUAAAUAUUUUUUGUAAAUGGUACAGAUAUACACUCAUUAAGCGUCGAUGCUACACUUGUGUUCUAUAUCUUUUAUGUGAUGCCCUGUAUUUUGAUAUUUCAUUUUUUCAACCCAUGUACUUUGUGUGGGUGAUGGACUCAGCAAGUCCAACCUCUGUCCACCGAGGCAAAACUGAAAUGUGACACAAAUGUGAACAUAUUGUACAGAAAUUCAUUUCUUUCCCAGUGUUUAUCAGAUGUACUUACUGAUUUGCCCAAUUCUGUGGAUGCAUUUUAUACAAUUCCACGGUUAGACAGUGUUUGUAAGGGAAAAAAAAUAUGUAGUUACUUCUUCAUUGAUUGAGUCCACCUAAGUGUUUUUUUUUUUCAUUGUAGAUGAUUUUUUACCCAUCAGAUGCAGUUCUUUAAUGUUUUUUUUGUUUUGUUUUUUUGAUAUAAAGAAAAAAGGCUGGACGGACAUCGAAUUCAUGAAACCUAUGUCAAUUAAAUUUUAUUAAGUGAU